This is a messenger RNA of Trichoderma asperellum CBS 433.97, 660 nucleotides long. RefSeq lists its product as uncharacterized. The record is from RefSeq and is a predicted model, not a curated record. NCBI's taxonomy places the organism in Eukaryota, Fungi, Ascomycota, Sordariomycetes, Hypocreales, Hypocreaceae.
AUGUCCCUCCCAACAUCUCCUCUAGACAAAUCUCUACCAUCACUUCCUCCCUUGAGUCCUCUCAGAUCUCUCUCUCCAAUCCGUCCCAGAAGCCCAUUCACAUCGCCCCCUCCGUUCCAGCCUCUACCCGCAACACCUCCAAUCCCCCCCAGAGAUUCCAGAAGACUGUCUCAAAGGCCAUUUUCCCAAAACCUUUCUGAACCUAUAAUCACUCCUCGUCCCGACUCAUUCACUCUUCCACCACCUUCUCACUAUCAUAACAUCAGCCUCGCCAAUCCCCAUCUCCUCGAUCUCGACAGUCUCCAUCUUCUUACCGACGAGGGCUUCUAUCACGUCGCAUUCUACCCCGCUCAGGGCUCAUCCCCCCCUCGGAUCCAGUACUGGCUCCGCGCAGAGGACGUUCUGGUAGGUCUUCCGGGAAAGGAUCGCGUUCCUUCGGGACACUGGACGAGGCUUGUGCAGCUCGCGCAAGAAACGAACGUCGGGCAGAUUGGCAGUCAAAAAUCACAAACAGAUUCGGAACAAAAGGGCCCAAAGGUUCAAGAAGUGAGGCUCUUAACGGCACUGUAUAGUCCUGGACAGGAAGAGGACACGAUGAUGGACGUCGUGGACUCAAAAGAACAAACUGCGCCAUUCGGAGAAAGUCACCUUGGCAGGUAG